CGAGCCCUGAGGGGCCCCAGAACAGCCCAGACGUCUUGCAGAUUUGCGAGAGCCCCCAGAACCCGUCAGGGAGCACAAAAUCCCCUUCUCCUGCUCCCACCGCGUCCUCGGGUGUUCAGGGCUCCCCUCCAUCGGGGUGCCCUGAUUCUCCAAGGCGUGGAGGGCUGAGGAUCCUUCCCCCCUUCGGGAGGCACCUCUGAAUCAGGCGGCAGCCGCCCUCCCCAGAAGCCCUCGGCUCCGCCCCACGCCGUUUUCAAGCCGCCUCUCGGGCCUGGACAAGCCGCGCCCUCCUGACAGCCUCCCCAGGGUCCCGACCACGAUCUGCCGAAAGGGAGGGGGGCGGAUCCACACAGUGGAGGGCUGAAGCGCAGGGGGAGGUGCUUCCGGGACAGAGGGCAGGCAAGAUGGCGGCGCCCAUGGAGCUGUUCUGCUGGUCAGGGGGCUGGGGGCUGCCGUCAGUGGACCUGGACAGCCUGGCCGUGCUGACCUAUGCCAGAUUUACUGGUGCCCCACUCAAGGUGCACAAGAUCACCAACCCCUGGCGGAGUCCUUCAGGAACUCUGCCUGCCCUUCGGACCAGUCAUGGAGAGGUCAUCUCAGUACCACACAAGAUCAUCACCCACCUUCGAAAAGAGCAACAGGCUACUGACUGGGCCCAGGCGAGGGGGCCUCCGCAAGAAAAGCUCCUUGCUCUACCUCUGCUGCGCUCAGAGGUCAAGGUGGGUGGUGCCAGACAAGAGGCCUCCCUCCUUGAGGAAGUGUCCCUGCAGUCCCCCAGCAUCCACUUCUCACCAUGGACGUUUCCUCCACAGAAGUACAAUGCUGAUUACGACCUGUCAGCCCGGCAAGGAGCAGACACCUUGGCUUUCAUGUCUUUGCUGGAGGAGAAGCUGCUCCCAGUGCUGAUACAUACUUUUUGGGUAGACGCCAAGAACUAUGUAGAAGUGACCCGGAAGUGGUAUGCAGAGGCUAUGCCCUUUCCCCUCAACUUCUUCCUGCCUGGCCGCAUGCAGCGGCAAUACAUGGAACGGCUGCAGCUGCUGUGUGGGGAGCACAGGCCUGAGGAUGAGGAGGAGCUGGAGAAGGAGCUAUACCAGGAGGCCCGAGAAUGCCUGACUCUUCUCUCUCAGCGCCUGGGCUCUCAGAAAUUCUUCUUUGGAGAUGCCCCCGCCUCCCUGGAUGCCUUCGUCUUCAGCUACCUGGCCCUGCUGCAACAGGCGAAGCUGCCCAGUGGGAAACUGCAGGCCCACCUGCGGGGGCUGCACAAUCUCUGUGCCUAUUGCACCCACAUCCUCAGCCUAUACUUCCCCUGGGAAGGAGCUGAGGCACCACCUCCACGCCAGACACCAGCGAACCCAGAGACUGAGGAGGAGCCGUACCGGCGCCGGAACCAGAUCCUAACCGUGUUGGCGGGGCUGGCAGCCAUGGCCGGCUACGCCUUACUCAGCGGCAUUGUCUCCAUCCAGCGGGCACCAUCUGCCCGGGCCCCAGGCACCCAGGCCCUGGGCAUGGCUGAGGAGGAUGAAGAGGAAUGAUUUGUCCUCAUGCUCUCGGGACUGAUUUUUCUACUGUCAUGCAUUCCAGAGGCUCCUGUGUUUCCCCAUUGUUGGUAUGGUGGAAAUGGGGUGCCACCCCCCCCUGAAAUAAAACUGCUCACAUGGACUGAGA
Molecule: messenger RNA, 1668 nt
Organism: Cervus elaphus (red deer)
Lineage: Eukaryota; Metazoa; Chordata; Mammalia; Artiodactyla; Cervidae
Gene: MTX1
Product: metaxin 1
Exons: 8
Coding region: 405-1535 (376 amino acids)
Biological process (GO): mitochondrion organization
Cellular component (GO): SAM complex
Source: RefSeq, a predicted model, not a curated record